GAACCCAUUACUGGACCCAAAACGAUAACUGGAGUGAUGCAAAACUGCUCCGUAUUGUACCAGGUGCCCUUUCAAAUAUUUUCAUUAUUUACAGUCCCUACACCUUAUCCUGUGUUAGGCCUUCUCCUCCAAUUUAGAAUGAGGGAUACACUAACUUUUCCACGCAGACCACCCGUGAAAUGAUCCCUCCUGUACAUCCUCGGUCUGCCUGCCCCACACCAUCCAAAACAGAUGCCCAAGCCACCUCAUCGGCUCCUUCAGUGGCUCUACUAUGAGUCCAACAUGGAUGAUUGAGCUCCUUGCUUCAUUUGUAAUGGUGAGUCCAGCCACCCGGUGAAGAAAACUGAUGAGAUAACUUCAGCCGCACACCUUGUCCUUUUGAUUUCUGCCCAAAGCUGCUCGGUAUACACACUUUAGAUUUGUAUAUUCAUAGCUGCCAGUGAGAUGAUAGUUCGCUUUUAAAAAACUACAGUGGUGAUGCAGACUGGCCUCCUUUCAACACGUGGACCACGGAGCCUGUUGUUUCUCUGGCCUUGUUGUUUUGCUUGAGCAAAACACAGUUGUUUGCCUGUCUUUGUUUUUGCUUCGCGUUGGGAGAAAGGCGUUGGUUUGGGCGUCAUUUCCCCCCGGGCAGUUUGUGACACCAAGAAAUAGCAGCACAACAUGUGCAGGAGACUGCCACUGAGGCAAAGUACUUCUCAGGUGUCGUUCGUAUCAUACCCUGUCGUUGAACUGCAAUAAUCGCUGGUGUUUUCAUGAAAAUGCCUCAUAAGUGUCUUCUGAUCCACAGUUCAUCCAUGUCUUGGCUGUCCUUGUUCUCCACUCACCGGUGGCCUUGCUCAGCCCCACUGGUGAUCCUGGUCGGCCUGGUGAGCAGGCAGCCGGGCCUUAUGGCGGGUCCGCAGGCGGCUCGAGCACUGACUUGUCCUCGGUGGGGAGCGCCAGCAAGCCGCGGGCUUUUCCAAAAUGGAGAUGUCGUCAUCGGUGGACUUUUUCAUCUCCAUUACACGCCUCCUGCCAUAGACAACGACUUUGCUCGCGAACCAGUCUAUAGAGAAUGUACUGGUUUAGAGGAACUCCCCUUACAGUACAUUUACUCGAUGGUGUUUGCCGUGGAGGAGAUCAACCGGAGUCCUCGCCUGUUGCCGGGCGUGAGGUUGGGCUAUCACAUCCGCGACAGUUGCGCUUUGCACCCGUGGGCCACGCAAGCAGCCCUCUCGCUGGUGAGCGGAGACAGCACCACCUGCAACAUUGCUGCAACCCCGCAGGACGAUUCUGGAGGAGGCGAUGGGAAAGGUGUUCCGUUGAUCAUCGGUGGUGCUUCAUCCAAAACGGCCAUGAUACUUUCCAGAGUGCUGGGGCCCCUCUCUGUACCUUUAAUGAGCUACCAGUCGAGCUGCCCUUGUUUGAGUGACAGGCGUCAGUUUCCCAACUUCUUCCGAACCAUCCCCAGCGACAUUUACCAGGUGCGGGCCAUUGCUAGGCUCGCCAUAUACUUCAAGUGGACCUGGAUCGGCACCGUGAUUGCAAACAAUGACUACGGUCUGAUGGCUGUCAAGGUGUUCCAGGAGGAGACCCGGGGUUCCGGCGUGUGUCUGGCCUUUGUGGAGACUCUAAACAGACAAAACAUUGUGAAUGAUGCCAGGAGAGCAGCCCUCGCUAUUCAGGCAUCAAGCGCCAGAGUGAUAUUGAUCUUUACGUGGUACACAGACGUCAGGGAACUCUUUCUGCAGCUGGCCGACCUGAACGUGACAGACAGGCAGUUUCUUGCCAGCGAGGCCUGGAGCACCAGUGCCAGUCUUCUCCAACACCCUGUCACCUCGCGAGUGGCGAGCGGAGUCCUGGGCACGGCCAUUCGCAGCUCGCCCAUCCUCGGACUCCGAGAUUACCUCCGAAGUUUGACUCCCUCUCGUCGCCCGGGUGAUGACAUCUUGAGGGAGUUCUGGGAGAUGCAGUUUGCAUGCAGGCCUCGGCUUUCCAACGGCACAACCACGCCUGACCGGAGCACCCCCCUGCCCCUGUGCCGAGGUGACGAGUCCCUGCAGGGGGUGGACAAUCUCUUCACCGACACCUCGCAGCUCCGACAGGCUUACAACGUCUACUUGGCCGUUUACGCCGCUGCUCACGCCCUUCACGACCGCCUCGGCUGCCCCGACGCACACACCUCCUCCAGGGACGGCAGCUCCAACUGCUCCUCCCCGACAAAUGUCAAACCUGCUGAGCUGCUGCGGCACUUAAAUGACGUGAACUUCACCACACCGCAAAGGGAAAGACUUUAUUUUCAAGGGGCCGACAUCCCCGCCAAGUAUGACCUGGUCAACUGGAAGAAGCGCCCCGAUGGCUCCCUGGAACUUGUUCUCAUCGGCCGAGUGGACGGCAACGAAAUUUUCAUGAACGACACAGCUGUGCAGUGGCACUCAGGAUCUAGUCAGGUGCCAGUUUCGGUGUGCAGUGAGAGUUGCCCUCCUGGAACCAGGGUGGCAACCAGGAAAGGCGAACCGGUAUGUUGCUUUGACUGCAUCGCGUGUGCUGAAGGAGAGAUUAGCAACAUGACUGAUUCGCCCAAUUGUGAACGCUGUCCACUUGAGUUCUGGUCCAACACGGAGCAUACGGUCUGCAUCCUCCGCCAGCUGGACUUCCUGGACUUCAAUGAGACCUUAGGCAUCACCCUAACUGCGGUCGCCGUCUCCGGCACCAUGGUGACCAUCACCGUUUUUGUGGUCUUUGUCUACUACAGACACACACCCGUGGUCCGAGCCAACAAUUCCGAACUGAGCUUCCUCCUCCUCUUGUCUCUCAAAUUCUGCUUCCUGUGCUCGCUGCUGUUCAUUGGCCGCCCCACCUUGUGGUCUUGUCGCUUCCAGCAGGCCGCCUUCGGCAUCAGUUUUGUGCUCUCACUGUCCUGCCUGCAAGUAAAGACCAUUGUGGUCCUGGCGGCCUUCCGCUCUGCCCGGCCUGGCACUGAAGCCUUGAUGAAAUGGUUUGGUCCGGUCCAACAGAGAGGGAGUGUCUGUGUGUUCACCGGCAUCCAGAUCAUCAUUUGUAUAAUUUGGCUGUCCCUCAGCCCCCCUGAACCUAAACCAGAGUUGGAUACUCCAGGGUUAAAGGUGACCCUAAAGUGUCACAUGGCCUCCGCAGUGGGCUUUGCUCUGGUGUUGGGCUACAUCGGCCUGAUGGCCUGCACUUGCCUCCUGCUGGCCUUCCUCGCCAGGAAACUGCCCGACAACUUUAACGAGGCCAAGCUGAUCACUUUCAGCAUGCUCAUCUUCUGCGCCGUGUGGGUGGCCUUCGUGCCCGCUUACGUCAGCUCGCCUGGGAAGUACACCGUCGCUGUGGAGAUCUUUGCCAUCCUGGCUUCCAGCUAUGGCUUGCUCAUUUGUAUUUUUGCUCCCAAGUGUUUUAUCAUUCUCGUGAGGCCGGAGAGAAACACCAAGAAACACUUGAUGGCCAGGUAGCAAAUUACAGCCAGGUUAUCGAUUAUUUGAAUGAACUAUGUAUGAAAUAUGUGAUUCGUUCUUACUGAUUUGUAUGGUUAUGAUCAAAUGUAUAGUUCACCGUAGCACAAAGUUUGAUACUUUGUUUUUUUUUUGUAGAUAAAUGCAAUUUUAUUUAUCGUUAUAUUUACCCCAAUUUUGUCAGCAAUCUAAUAUGGCUUUUAUUUUGUCAUAAAACUAAAGGCAAACUAGUUUCUAAAGAGUGUACACCACCUUUUAUUGGAUACUCAUUCCGACCUUUCUUUGGUAAAAUGGUGGAAAUAAAUGUUUAGGUUAUAUUUUAAAAGAAAAAAAUGUACAAAGUACUACACUGUAGAGAAUACAGUGUUUGUCAUGCCUAUGCAUAUUAAAAAAACAGUAAUAAAUGCCCAUCGAUACUCCCUUUUUAUUGUACUGUAUAUUUGUACUAUUGUUGCUCUGUUUAUUUAUUAUAGAAGAAAUGUUUGGGGACUUUUGAAGACCAUAAAUGUUUGUCAGGAUAAAAUCCCAAAGCAUCCAUCCAUUUUCUCUUCGAAUUGUUAAUAUACAUUUGCGAAAUAAAAAAUAUGGCAUUUUGUGCCAUUUUUUAAAGACAGUUGAAUGACAGACUAUACUACACUUACCCGGUACACUAAUAGAGGCCUCUGUAUGAAUCCAGAAAUUAAAAUUAAAAGCAAUAAUUAAGCUGAGUUUUAAAAAAAUAUACCUGUUCUAACCGACAUUUUCAAAUGUUAAACCAAUGCAAUAUUUUUGAUGGCAAAUCACAAAUUCCAUUAUUGUAAUGUGACAUGCA
Molecule: messenger RNA, 4266 nt
Organism: Hippocampus zosterae (dwarf seahorse)
Lineage: Eukaryota; Metazoa; Chordata; Actinopteri; Syngnathiformes; Syngnathidae
Product: extracellular calcium-sensing receptor-like
Exons: 11
Coding region: 756-3455 (899 amino acids)
Biological process (GO): G protein-coupled receptor signaling pathway
Cellular component (GO): membrane
Molecular function (GO): G protein-coupled receptor activity
Source: RefSeq, a predicted model, not a curated record